GAUCAAUGACCUAGGCUGCGUCGCCGCCUUGUAGAGUAAUUGCGCCACUCUGUUGCCACCGUCAACUCAGGCCAGAAUUGGUUGUGAAGAAGAAGAACAAAUUUACAGAGUGAUCCCAAAGAAUGACCAGAUUGGUAGUUCCUCUUCGUUCGAUUGCGCGUUCCUUUCGGAAACCUAAGUCUGCUCAAAAUGAACCUGCUGGAGUAUUUGAAGUUUCUCGGACUAUCAUGAUCUCAUCACGCUUUAACGAUGGGGAUAUCUUAGGAUAUGGGAGGGAAAUGAUGGCCAAGUCUGUACAGAUGCAAAUAGUAAACGCCCUUCGUCAAGGUGAGAGAAGCAGAGCUUCCGGUAUGCUUGCAGAUAUUGACAGUAAUACAGCCGGUGAUUUCAUUCAUCUUUUAAAGUACUGUGCACGAUCACCUGAUCCAUUGUUUGUCUUGGAAACUUGGAGAACCAUGACUGAGAAAGAAGUUCAUGUGGAUCAUAAGAGCUACAUUCUUAUUUUCCGAGCUCUGUGCAAAGGGGGAUAUUUAGAUCAGGCGUUUAAUAUGAUGAAAACCCUUGAAAACAACGAUGAUUUUGCUCCUACCCUACCUUUGUAUAACAAUAUCUUGGGAGGAUGUGCUCUUGUCAAAAGUGUAGAUCAUGCGAAGAAAUGUUUGGAUCUAAUGCAUUGCCACUUGGUUGGGAAGGAUGAGAUCACAUAUACAUUGCUUCUAAAGCUUGCAGUAUUGCAGCAAAAUCUAUCAGCAGUUCACAGUAUAUGGGAUGAAUAUGUUAGAUACUACAGUCCCAGCAUCAUCUCCCUACGGAAGUUUGUAUGGUCCUUCACAAAGUUGAAAGACUUGAGAUCUGCAUACAAUUCACUACAAGCCAUGGUGAAUUUGGCUCUGAUGGAAGGAAGAUUAGCCACUUCAAGAUUAGACAUCCCCAUACCUUCCAACUGUGACUCAAGCAUGGAGGAAUAUAAUCACAAAGACAGCAAGCAUGAAGUUUCUGUCUUUUCGAACCCUGUGAAGAUAGGUGUCCCUAUGGAUGAUAAUGCAGAUACUGUUAUUUCUUGCCAAGAAAAUAUCCAGAUGAAAGGCGCCAAUCUUGGUUCCUCAAGAAAACAUAAAUUAUCAUAUACCAUGAAACUGUUGAGAUGGUCUUUUAAUGAUUUACUACAUUCUUGUGCCCAAACAUCAAAUUCUGUCUUAGCAGAGCAGUUACUUUUUCAGAUGCAAAAUAUUGGUUUAGAACCUUCAUCUAGCUCAUACGACGGCUUCAUUCGAGCAGUUGUUUCCAAUGCGGGCACCCACAGUGGACAUGAAGCACUAAAUAUAUUGCAACAGAAAAAUUUGAAGCCACACGAUUCAACUAUUGCAGCCAUUGUUGUACAAUGCUGCAAAGAGAUGAAUCUGGAUUUAGCUGAAUACCUGCUUAACCAGAUCUCUACAAAGUCUCAUGUAUACCCUUACAAUGCUUUCCUUGAAGCAUGUGAUGCCUUGGAUCGCCCUGAAUGUGCUAUUAGGAUGUUGGCAAAAAUGAAACAAAUAAAAAUCCAGCCGGAUAUCAAGACAUAUGAGCUACUUUUUUCCUUGUUUGGCAAUGUGAAUGCCCCUUAUGAAGAGGGUAAUAUUUUGUCUCAAGUUGAUGUUGCCAAAAGGAUUAAUCUUAUUGAAGUGGACAUGUCAAAGAAUGGCAUUCCUCAUACACUUUCUUCAGUGAAGAACUUAUUGAAAGCAUUGGGAGCAGAGGGGAUGACAAGUGAUCUUAUUCACUAUCUACGACUGGCUGAACAUCAGUUUUACAGUGGGGACUAUUAUUUAAGAACGACAGUAUACAAUGUUGUGUUGCAUUCACUUGUUGAGGCUAAGGAAAGUGACAUGGCAAUUGAAAUGUUCACAUCUAUGAGGUCAGAUGGCUUUCUCCUGGAUGCUGCAACUUACAACAUAAUGAUUGAUUGCUGCAGCACAAUAAGAUGUUUCAGAUCUGCAUGUUCCCUGCUUUCUCUAAUGAUGCGUGAUGGUUUCGCUCCUGUAAAUGUAACUUAUACAGCUCUUAUAAAGAUUCUGCUGAGAAAUAAAGAUUUUGAUGAGGCGUUAAAACUGCUGGAUCAAGCAAAUCUUGACGAGAUCCAGUAUGAUGUAUUAUUAUUCAAUACCAUUCUUGAUGAGGCAUGUGACAAGGAAAGACUUGAUAUAAUUGAGGUCAUAAUAGAGAGAAUGCACAGAGCGAAGGUUCAGCCCGAUGCAUCAACAUGCAACUCAGUAUUCUCGGCAUACAUAAAUUAUGGUUUCAUAAGCACAGCAAUGGAAGCAUUGCAAGUCCUUAGCAUGCGCAUGAUUUCUUACGACGAAUCCGUUAUCGAAAGUAAAAAGAUAGAGUUUGAAGAAAAUUUCAUAUUUUUGGACGAUGAAGAUGCGGAAUCUAGAAUCAUCGAUCUUUUCAAAAGUUCAACGGAUAAUAUAGCUGUGGCCCUUCUAAACUUAAGAUGGUGUGCCAUCCUUGGAUACCAUAUCUCUUGGGUUCCUAGUCAAAGUCCAUGGACCAGGAGACUCUCUACUAAUUAUAACUGCUAAUAGGAAAAAAGGUUAGUUACUGUGAUUUUAGUGGAAACCGAAUCUGAGAUAUUUGAUCGGAUUUGCGGUUGAUGAUAAUGGGUGGUGGUUAUCAGAUAUGUUCUAUACUGUAAUUUGUGUAAUAAUGAAAAUUGAUUUCUUGGCUUAGCAAAACAUUUGUGAGUA
Molecule: messenger RNA, 2729 nt
Organism: Impatiens glandulifera
Lineage: Eukaryota; Viridiplantae; Streptophyta; Magnoliopsida; Ericales; Balsaminaceae
Product: pentatricopeptide repeat-containing protein At1g76280
Exons: 15
Coding region: 123-2564 (813 amino acids)
Molecular function (GO): protein binding
Source: RefSeq, a predicted model, not a curated record